CCCACGCCGGGCGGGGCCUGGCCGGACCACUCUACCGGGGUGGCCCGCGAGCCUUGGGACACCAGCCACGAGGUGGCCCGCGCGCGGGGCUGGGUCUCGAUGGCUACGUGGAGGCGGGAUGGCCGGCUAACCGGCAGCCAGCGGCUCCUGUGUGCAGGGCUGGCGGGGGCGUUGAGCCUCAGCCUCACCGCGCCCCUGGAGCUCGCCACCGUGCUGGCCCAGGUCGGCAGGGUGCGAGGCCCCUCCCUGGGGCCGUGGGCCACUGGACGCCGAGUGUGGCUAGCUGAGGGGCCGAGGGCCCUGUGGAAGGGGAACGGCGUGGCAUGCCUGCGCCUCUUUCCCUGCAGCAUGGUGCAGCUGGCCGCCUACCGAAAGUUCGUUGUGCUGUUCAUGGAUGACCUGGGCCAUAUUUCCCAGUGGAGCUCCAUUGUGGCCGGAAGUCUUGCAGGCAUCGUUUCUAUGAUUGUCACAUACCCUACAGACCUCAUCAAAACCCGGCUGAUUGUGCAGAACAUGCUGGAACCAUCUUAUAGGGGUCUUAUCCAUGCUUUUUCUACUAUUUAUCAACAAGAAGGGUUCCUGGCCCUUUAUCGAGGGGUGUCCCUCACUGUUUUAGGUGCUGUUCCCUUCUCUGCUGGCUCCCUUCUAGUUUACAUGAACCUGGAGAAGAUCUGGAAUGGACCCCGGGACCGCUUCUCUCGCCUGCAGAACUUUGCCAAUGUCUGCGUGGCUGCUGCUGUGAGCCAGACUCUUUCCUUUCCCUUUGACACUGUGAAGAGAAAGAUGCAGCAUCCUUUGACCAGUCUGGUCAGUGCCAACAAACUAAUGCUGUCUUCAGACAUGAUGACACUCCACUCUGCCACUCCGGUCCACAAAACAUCUCCUCUGUCUGGCUUGCCUUUUUCCUGUCCUUGUCCAGAUGAACCACCGCCACGUUGGUGUGACUGUAGUGCAGAGGAUGAUGGAGAGGCUCAAAGUCCUUAUCUUGUCCACUGUGGAGGAGUGGAUGUCCAUUUCUCAGGAGCGGUGGACUGCUUCCGGCAGAUAGUGAAGAGCCAAGGGGUGCCGGGGCUCUGGAACGGACUGACAGCUAACUUACUGAAGGUAGUUCCAUAUUUUGGAGUUAUGUUUAGUAUGUUUGAGUUCUGUAAGAGAAUUUUUCUUUAUCAAAACGGUUACAUCCUGUCCCCGGUGACCUAUAAAUUGACCCCAGGGGUGGACCAAAGUCUGAAGCCCCAGGAGUUACGGGAAUUAAAGAAGUUCUUCAAACCCAGAAAACUGGAAUCUAAAAAGCCAACUCUGUAAAGCUGACUGGAACGACGCUGGUGGAAGACGCGCGCAAUCACAGAUGACUAUGGCCUCUUACCUGUGCACGUCAGGAGGAACAAUGCAUCACCUGGAAACCCCGAAUCUUCCCUGUGAAUACCUGGGCCUUGAAAAGCUUUUCUGACACUGCUCUGUCACAAUGGCACUCCACCAGACUACAAGGAAGCCUAGUAGCAAUCAGAUGCGCAGUAUACCCCAGAAGAAACCUCGGGAAGGAACAUUGCCACAACACUUCAGAGCACCUUGUAGCUGAGGUAGCAGGGCAGAAGGCGUGUCACGAGCCCAGCCAUGGGAGUGCAAGCAGAGUAGGACAAGUUUUUCUCACUUUGACCUGUGGCUUCAUCACACAGACUUCUUAAACUCAUACCUUUGUUGGCUUCUGAGAGCACCAACCACCAUGUCGGUUAGGCCUUAUAAAAAACCCCAAAUGAGAACUUUUUGAUGUUUCUUUUUCUUUUUUUCUAAAUGAUCUUGCUACAAAAUCUAGACUCCGCUCAGAGUCAUGGUCUUCCUGCCUAGACUUCCAGCCAGCUGAGAUUAUAAGUGUGUACUACAAUGCUCAUCCUCGGAACCUUCAUUCUUCAUUGAAAAAUCAGGCACCUGGAGCCCGGUGGUGGCGGUGGCGGUGGCGCACGUCUUCUAAUCCCUGCACUCAGGAGGCAAAGGCAGGUGGAUCUCUGUGAGUUCAAGGCCAGCCUGGGCUAUGGGGUGAGUUCCAGGAAAGGUGCAAAGCUACACAGAGAAACUCUGUCUCGAAAAAGAAAGAAAGAAAAAGAAAAACUAGGCACCAGAAGCUUAGAAGCUUCUACUUCAAGAAGGAAGUUUUCCAUAUGACUUUUUUUUGUUGUUGUUGUUGUUUUCAAGACAGGGUUUCCCUGUGUAGACCUGGCUAUCCUGGAACUCACUCUGUAGAGCAGGCUGGCCUCGAACUCACAGAGAUCUGCCUGGCUCUGGCUCCUGAGUGCUGGGAUUAAAGGCGUGUGCCACCACCACCCCAUGACUUCUUAAUGAUGCACUGAUAUUCCUGACUCAAGUCAUGCACAGUUCCAUCGGCCUUAAUUAUUUGCCUUUUUGACUUGCUUUGUAAGCCUACCUUGAAAAUAAAUUAUUCAGUCAUCUUCCACUAUUCUCACAAGAUUGUCCUAGUUGCCUAGAAAGGAUAAAUAGAACAUACGAUACACACACUCCCCAACAAAUGGCAUGAAAUAAAAAUCCUUUAGGCUAAUCA
Molecule: messenger RNA, 2554 nt
Organism: Peromyscus maniculatus bairdii (prairie deer mouse)
Lineage: Eukaryota; Metazoa; Chordata; Mammalia; Rodentia; Cricetidae
Source: RefSeq, a predicted model, not a curated record